UUGAUUUGACUGUACGUAAUAGUGAUAGUUUGGCUAGUUUUGUUUUGUAAUAAUGAUUUUUACUUUAUAGUAUUAAAUAUAUUGAAAUGUGUUUACAGUGUCACUUAAAUUAACAGCAAAUACUGAGUUAAAAAUUUACUUGUACUUUCACGAUUUUACUUCAUUGCCUGACCUGCAGAAGUAAACCCUCGAAUGGAGCACAUGCAUAUGGAUCACUCUAAUCAUGAUAUGGGCCACGAGGAUCACAUGGAUCACAACUUGGGGCAUAACAUGAUGACGCAUAAGGACCACCUGCUCAACAGCACUCACAUAAUGGGAGAUAAUUUAGAUACCAUGUUCAACGGAACCGAUGACAUGAGCAACAUAGACUAUAGAUCAGACUAUAAUAGCCAUGGAGAUCAUCACGCCAACGGGCAUGGUGACCAUGGAAGCCAAGGUCACGCCGGCGGUCAUGGCAGCGGUGGCCACAUGAUGUCUAUGACAUUUCAUGGGGGCUGCGUAGAAACAAUUCUUUUUUCAUGGUGGAAUGUAACAGAACUUGGAGAAUUCAUUGGUUCAUUUUUUGCAAUAUUUCUAAUGGCUUUACUUUACGAAGGGCUCAAGUAUUAUAGAAAACAUUUGUUAUGGAAAACUUAUACCGGACUUCAGUAUUGUGCUGUGUCUCCUCCUGACAAAGGUGUCUCAAAUAUUUGUGCACCGGAUGAACCACAAGUUAUACAGCCUGUGCCUCAUGUACUCGAGAGAAAUGUACCUACAAUGUUAAGUUCAGCACACGCCUGGCAGACAGUUCUUCACGGAGCGCAAGUGCUCGUGAGUUAUAUGUUGAUGCUGGUGUUUAUGACUUAUAACACAUGGCUGUGCGCGGCGGUUGUGCUCGGCUCAGCCACAGGGUACUUCCUCUUCGGUUGGCGCGAAUCAGUCGUCGUAGACUUCACUGAACAUUGCCACUGAGACACGUAGAUAAUGGGCUAGGCAAACCUCCAAUAUUUAUGUGAAAUAUCAUCUUUAUAAUUUGCACAAAAUUUUAUUUUAAUUUUUCUAUUUAUUUAUAAAGAGUAAGUAUAUAUUCACGGUGAUCAUGAAUAUUGGAGCUUCCCAGGCGUAUUGUUAAUCUGGACUUGAACCUCGCAAGUUUACCUUGGAAACGGCAAACAUAGGUACUCCAUGGUGUAUUAUUGUUAUCAUGUUAAUAGGAGGACAGACUUUGUAUAAGUACGUACUUUUUGGGCAACAAUGUUUAUACCAGUUAUAUAAUUGUAAUUUUUAGGGUUAUCAUAUAC
Chilo suppressalis (striped riceborer) is the source of this 1280-nucleotide messenger RNA. The record is from the annotation of a GenBank genome assembly. Lineage: Eukaryota; Metazoa; Arthropoda; Insecta; Lepidoptera; Crambidae.